UUCGGCACUUUAAUUGUGGUUGUCCGCCUGAUAGUUUGACGUAAAUCGGAGUACAUUUUUAGAAUUUUUUACCUUAGAAAAAUGAAGUUUUUUUCGUUACUUGCGGUGAUUUCGUUAUGUGCUUAUGCGGCCCUAGCCGACGUUUACCUGGAGGAAAAAUUCGACGAUGACUCCUGGGAAAAGAACUGGGUGUACAGUAAACACCCUGGAAAAGAGUUUGGAAAGUUCGUGAGGACUGCUGGCAAGUUCUUCAACGAUGAAGAGGAGGACAAAGGUAUUCAAACUUCCCAGGACGCCCGUUUCUAUGCUUUAAGUAGAAAAUUCAAGCCCUUCAGCACCGAGGGUAAAGAUUUAGUAAUCCAAUUUACUGUCAAACAUGAACAGAACAUUGACUGCGGUGGUGGAUACGUCAAAGUUUUUGACUGUUCCCUUAACGGUGAAGAUAUGCAUGGAGAGAGCCCUUACAGGCUCAUGUUUGGCCCGGACAUUUGCGGUCCUGGGACCAAAAAAGUCCACGUCAUCCUCAACCAUAACGACAAGAACCAUCUGAUCAACAAGGACAUCAGAUGCAAGGAUGAUGAAUAUACCCAUGCCUACACCUUAAUCAUUCAUCCAGAUAACACUUAUCAAGUGUUGAUUGAUAAUGAAGAAGUUGAAAAAGGUGACUUGGAGUCUGAUUGGGACAUCUUGCCACCCAAGAAAAUCAAGGACCCAGAAGCUAAAAAACCAGAAGACUGGGACGACAGGGCCACCAUUCCAGACCCAGAUGACACCAAACCGGAAGAUUGGGACAAGCCAGAGCACAUCCCUGACCCAGCGGCCACCAAACCCGAUGAUUGGGACGACGAGAUGGACGGCGAAUGGGAAGCACCCAUGAUCGAUAAUCCCGAAUACAAAGGCGAAUGGAAACCAAAACAAAUCGAUAAUCCAGCGUACAAAGGUACCUGGGUCCAUCCAGAGAUCGACAAUCCGGAAUACAAACCAGAACCUGAACUGUACAAACAAGAUGAAAUUUGUGGCAUCGGUUUCGAUUUAUGGCAGGUUAAAUCUGGCACCAUUUUCGACAACGUUCUGAUUACCGACGAUGUCGAGUACGCCAAGAAGGCUUUGAGCAAUCUCAAGGAGAAACAAGAGGGAGAGAAAAAAUCAAAAGAAGCGAAAGACAAAGAGGAAGCCGCCGCCAAGGCCGAGGAAAGCAAUAACGAGGAGGAAGACGAUGAGGAGGAUAAUGAGGACAAAGAAGACCUUGUGCCUCAGGUAGAAGAAACCCACGAUGAACUGUAGGUUGUGUAGUGCAUAAAUAAGGAAAAAAAAAGACUUUUUUAUAUUGUUGCGGUGUGCAGUGUUUCUUUAAGGUGUGUAAAUGUUUUUUGACUGAUUUUUUGUUAGUACCUUUCAUUUCUUUUUUUUCUUUUGAUCGUAGCCGAUUUUUGCGCCAAUAUAAAUUAUAUAGAAAAGUGCUCUGAAGUUAAUAUAAAUUUUUAUUUGUUAAGCCCUUCGUUGUACAAACUUUUGCAAUACGCGCGUGUCCGCGUAAGGGUAAUAAUAAAUUGUAUUAUAAUUUUUUUUUAAAUAUAUAGUUUUAUUUAUAAUUAAAUAAAAGUUUAUAUUAAACUUA
Anthonomus grandis grandis is the source of this 1618-nucleotide messenger RNA. Its product is annotated as calreticulin. Gene Ontology annotation, cellular component: endoplasmic reticulum membrane; endoplasmic reticulum. The coding region runs from base 82 to 1284 and encodes 400 amino acids. The record is from RefSeq and is a predicted model, not a curated record. Gene Ontology annotation, molecular function: calcium ion binding. The transcript is spliced from 8 exons. NCBI's taxonomy places the organism in Eukaryota, Metazoa, Arthropoda, Insecta, Coleoptera, Curculionidae. Gene Ontology annotation, biological process: protein folding.